UGGCCGCCGAUUUGACACAAGCACUCCAGAUGACAUAAAAGAACAAGACAUGGCCAAUAAGAAACUGACUCCAGAUAGUUUCUUUCCUGCCAUAUUUUUUGCGGCAUUCUUUUCGAUAGCGUUUGUUGUUAUCAUAGCUAUUAUUGUAACGCAAAUAAAACCGAGAAGACAUAUUGAGGAAACAGAAUUCACAGAAUGUUAUGAAGAUCUGAAAGGCAGAGACUACCGCGGAAUGGUCAACACUUCAGCGAAUGGUCAUGACUGCCUUAAUUGGGAUGAGCUGGAUGAUAAAUACUGGGUAAACCCGGUGCACUUCCCACAUGCUGGCCUCGGAGAUCACAAUUAUUGUAGGAAUCCGGAUGACGACCUCGCUCCAUGGUGCUAUGUUGAUCGCAUUUCUAUUGGUUGGGACUUCUGUGAAGUAUCAGACCCCCGCGAAAACUGCAGUGUGACCACAGUGGCCCCAACUACAACAAUAGGAAUAUUCGCUACUACGGGUGUUCCAGAGUUAUCAGAGUGUUUCGGAGAUGCUGAUGGUGGGGAUUACCGGGGAUCAGUUAACACUACUGUCAAUGGUUAUGGUUGUCAAAUGUGGACGUCACAAAGCCCUCAUAUACAUAGCGUCUGCGUGGUGUUACACAACUGA
Messenger RNA from Saccoglossus kowalevskii, 646 nucleotides. RefSeq names its product plasminogen-like. The record is from RefSeq and is a predicted model, not a curated record. Lineage: Eukaryota; Metazoa; Hemichordata; Enteropneusta; Harrimaniidae.